UUUCUCCUCUUCCUUUGUGUUUGAACCUUUUUCAGUCUGCUCUGUGGAACCGGGGACUCUGAAGAGAAACGUUUCUGUCUGCCACUUUCAGAGUUCACUCAUGUCUGUGGGACUAGAAGCCGAUUUAUCCAGCGAUGAGGUGUUUAUGAGCCGGUUUCCCUUCCACCGCGCUUGUCGGGAUGGAGAUGUUGGCGCUUUGGUCUCACUGUCACAGCAGCUCUCAGACCAGCCUCAUCUGACUGUUGAGGACUCCUGCCACGGUUGGACCCCCAUACACUGGGCUGCUCACUACGGACAGCUGGAGUGUGUGGUGCGCCUGGUGCAAAUGGGUUGUGAGGUGAACGCGGUGACAAGCCGCUUCAAUCAGACGCCAACACACACUGCAGCAUUUGGAGGACAUCCUCAAUGUGUGUUGUGGCUGACUCAGGCUGGAGCUGACGUCAACAAACAGGAUUUUGUAGGUGAGGCUCCAGUCCACAAGGCAGCUCGGUCAGGUAGCUUGGACUGUAUCCAGGUCCUGUUGAUAGCAGGUGCUAAACCCCAUUUAAGGAAUGCCAGUGGGCAGACUGCAGCAGACCUGGCCCUCGCUCACGGCUUCCAUGACUGUUUCUGCCUCAUCUCUAAAACCCAGAAGCACCUGCUGCAGCUCAGCGGACUCCAUGUGAACGGAGUGCAGAAUAGAAACAGUGCCCCGUGUGGUCAGGAGCUGCUCAGCAGAAAGAGACUGCAGACUGCCAUGGACACUGGUCACAUGAAGAAAGCCAGGAGAGCUGAUAAUGUGGUGCAGAUGCAAAGCAGUGGAGGUGAGGAGCUGGAGAGCAUGAACAUGGAGUCUGCACAGGAGCUCAGCUCAGCAGAUGACACCAAAGCCAUCACCAACGGCCACCAUCACACACUGCCUUAUGCUGACCAGGACGACCUUGAGCCACCCAAAAGCCGCUCCUCAACGUCCUCCCCUCCAGCCAAUCAGCAAGCAGCAGCGGCUGCUCAGCACUCGUUAACUGACAUGUGUGGUUCACUGCAUCUGACGGGCAGCCCCAGCAGUUACGUGUCCCACCGGCCGACCUGGUGGGGGCUGAUGGGAGCAGACUGUGGGGACUUCCUGCAUUACGGACACUACCAUGGCUUUGGAGACACGGCAGAAGAACUGAGCGACAGUAGCCGCCUGGACUACAGCAACAGCAUCCAGGCUGAGCACAGAUACAAGCAGGCUGUGGCCAGCACCAUCCACCUGUACCACGGCUCAUAAAGACAGAGGGUUAGCCUAUUAGGGAAGGAUUACUCUGCUAUGCUUUCUCUUAACUUGCAUUAAACAACAUUCUGACAUUUGGAAAAAUAA
Molecule: messenger RNA, 1339 nt
Organism: Dicentrarchus labrax (European seabass)
Lineage: Eukaryota; Metazoa; Chordata; Actinopteri; Moronidae
Product: ankyrin repeat domain-containing protein 10
Exons: 6
Coding region: 101-1249 (382 amino acids)
Molecular function (GO): protein binding
Source: RefSeq, a predicted model, not a curated record